This is a messenger RNA of Linum tenue, 276 nucleotides long. The record is from the annotation of a GenBank genome assembly. Lineage: Eukaryota; Viridiplantae; Streptophyta; Magnoliopsida; Malpighiales; Linaceae.
AUAUAGAAUUGUUUGGGAGCUCUUGAUGGGACCCAUAUAGAUGUUCGACCACUGAAGGAAGAACGAACUAGGUAUCGAGAUAGGUCAGGCCAUCUCACAAUGAAUUGUUUGGGAGUUUGUACUCCCGACUUAGAAUUCAUCUACUGUCUUGCUGGAUGGGAAGGGUCUGCCCAUGAUUCAAGGGUCUUGAAUGAUGCAUUGAACAGGCCGAAUGGCCUUGUUGUGCCAGAAGGGUGUUAUUAUCUUUGUGAUUCUGGCUAUGCUAAUAGUCCCGGA